This is a messenger RNA of Medioppia subpectinata, 1107 nucleotides long. NCBI's taxonomy places the organism in Eukaryota, Metazoa, Arthropoda, Arachnida, Sarcoptiformes, Oppiidae. The record is from the annotation of a GenBank genome assembly.
AUGGCAAAGGAUUACUACAAGAUAUUAGGCAUCUGUAAGACGGCGUCGGAUGAGGACAUCCGGAAGGCGUACAAGCGUUUGGCGCUUCAAUGGCAUCCCGACAAGAAUAAGGCCAAAGGCGCUGAAGACAUGUUCAAAGACAUCGCCGAAGCCUAUGAAGUGCUGUCCGACCGCAAGAAGAGAGACAUUUACGACCAGUUCGGCGAAGAGGGCCUCAAAGGCGAGGCAUCGGGCGGUGGGGGCGGCGGUGGCGGUGGUGGUGGGGGUCACAGCGGCCCGCAUUACUCGUACACAUUUCAUGGCGACCCCCGACACACGUUCAGCCAAUUCUUUGGAACCGAUAAUCCAUUUGAGAUGUUCUUCAAUAUGGGAGGACUCGGGGGUCAGAGCGGGGGUCAGAGCGGAGGCGCAAACACUCACUUCCAGACCAGCGGUGGCUUCGAUGCGAUGGAUGUCGACAGCGAUAAUGUCUUCAAUUUCAUGUCAUCCGGAGGACAGUCGGGUCCGCGACAGCAGUUCUCGAGCGAGUCGUUGGGCGGCUCUGCGCGCAAGAGUCGGGCCAAACAAGACCCGCCUAUUGAGCACCAGUUGAUGGUGUCGUUAGAAGAGGUGCUGAAGGGCUGUACGAAGAAAAUGAAAAUAACUCGAAAGGUGUUGAACAGUGACGGCAGGAGUGGUCGCAAAGAAGACAAAGUGUUGACCAUUAAUGUGAAGCCCGGAUGGAAAGCCGGCACUAAGAUUACGUUCCAACGCGAGGGCGACCAGAACUCGGGAUCCAUUCCCGCAGACAUUGUUUUCGUCAUUAAAGACAAACCGCAUCCGCAGUUCAAGAGAGAGGGCACAGACAUGACAUAUACACACAAAUUGUCACUUAAAGAGGCUCUCUGUGGCGCUCACAUCACUGUUCCCACACUUACCGGUGAAAAGGUGUCGUUCCGUAUGACAGAAGUAGUCAAACCAUCAACUAUUCACCGAAUCCGCGGUCACGGACUUCCUCUUCCCAAAGAACCUCAACGAAGAGGUGAUCUGUUAAUUCAUUUUGAGAUCAAAUUCCCAGAAGUUUUAUCGGAGUCUACAAAACAAAUACUGAGAGAUAUAUUGCCGUAA